Molecule: messenger RNA, 525 nt
Organism: Oldenlandia corymbosa var. corymbosa
Lineage: Eukaryota; Viridiplantae; Streptophyta; Magnoliopsida; Gentianales; Rubiaceae
Source: the annotation of a GenBank genome assembly
AUGUCUCCAACCACCGUCAUUCUGCCCCAAACUGCCACUCCGGCGCUCCUUCCCGCCAAAAUCCCAGCCCGGAGUAACCUUAACCUACGCCAUCUCCCCACUAACCUACGCACUUUUCCAUCAUUCUUAUCCGUCAAACCCAUCUCAGCAAAGCCUUGUCCGAGCUUCCUCAGAGCAAACCCACCUCAGAAUUACAUUUAUCCUGACCCAAACCCGGAGUUUGCCGCUGCUGAGACGAGGAAGUUUAAAGAGGAGCUAACCAAGACGCUGUCCAGGGAAAAAGAGACUUUUGGUGAUGAGCUUAAUGCCGUUGUGAACGUUUGUACCGAGAUAUUUAGUGAAUUCUUGCACAAGGAGUAUGGAGGACCAGGGACAUUAUUGGUGGAGCCUUUCACUGAUAUGAUGGUUGCACUCAAGGAGAGGAAACUCCCCGGAGCACCUUUAGCUGCAAGAUCAUCUCUCUUAUGGGCUCAAAAUUAUGUUGAUCAGGAUUGGGAAAGUUGGAACUCCACACCAGAAAAAUAA